AUCGUGCAGGGCUUGUUUAAAACUGAAGGCAGGCCAGCUCCGCUGGAAGCGCGAGCCAUUCUUCAGGCAUCUUUCUAGAGGAGGCGUUGGCUUGGUUUAUGCCACUUCCGCUUCCUUUCGUUUCUCCUUUUCUGCCAUUCUCGACAUCGACUAGAAAUAAGCCAUGGCGCAGCGUUUAACCCUCCGACGGCGCCUGUCAUACAACACCAACUCGAACCGCCGGAGAAUCUCCAAGACUCCCGGCGGCAAGUUGGUGUACCUCUACCUGAAGAAGCCAGGCAGCGUGCCGAAGUGUGGUGAUUGCAAGCUGAGGCUUCGUGGCAUCACGCCUGCAAGGCCAAGGGAGCUGUCCGCACUUAGCAAGCGUCACAAGACUGUCACAAGGACCUAUGGUGGCUCGCGCUGCGGAAAGUGUGUGAGGAAUAGGAUCAUCAGGGCUUUCCUCAUCGAAGAACAGAAGAUUGUGGCCAAGGUGCUUAAAGCAAAGCAGUCCGAGGAGCCAAAGAAGGCAUCAAAGAAGUGAAGUGUCAUGACAGAGAGAAAUGCAUAAAAGAUUUGUAAACUGUC
Molecule: messenger RNA, 567 nt
Organism: Rhipicephalus microplus (southern cattle tick)
Lineage: Eukaryota; Metazoa; Arthropoda; Arachnida; Ixodida; Ixodidae
Product: large ribosomal subunit protein eL34
Biological process (GO): translation
Cellular component (GO): ribosome
Molecular function (GO): structural constituent of ribosome
Source: RefSeq, a predicted model, not a curated record